AUGGGAUUUUUUCACCAGUUUCGUCUACUGUUGUGGAAGAAUUUUACGCUGAAAAAACGGACCCCAUUUGUGCUGCUGUUUGAGGUUUUCAUCCCCCUUGUCCUGUUUGUCAUCCUGAUCCUCAUCAGAAAAAAACAGCCAGCGGUGCCCAUGCCACAAGGAAACUAUUUUGCAGAACCUUUACCAUCUUCUGGUGUCGUACCAAUUAUGCAAAUGUUUUGUGAUGGUGGACUUUCAAAAGACAAGAAUGGUUUCCGAGAGUUUCACCGUGCAAAUACAACACAGUUCUUGAACCAGCUACAGUCAGUUGCUAAGAAUCACCAUUUCUUCAAUCCCGGUUACACCCCGUCUGAGAUGGAUGAUCUCCCUUACAUCUACAAAAGUAUCAUUGAUGACCCGGCCACACUUCAUGAGCUGUUCAAACAUGGCCACGAUUUUAGGUUUGGUUCUGUAGUAGGGAACAGACAGACGUUUGCUCAGUACCUCCAUAACAACCUGUCUCUUCCUUUGGACGAUGUGUACAGCAUAUUAAAUGCGACCGUGCAUGUUUCUGAGUUAAACAAGUUAUUAUUUGGAGAAGAUCUACAGACAGCACAUACCAUUUUACGGAGAUUCCGCCGAGAUAUCCCAUGGGACCAUCUACAACUCCCAUCACUCUUUGACCAUCAAGAGUUUCAGCAAGUGCCUUUUCAGUCAUUACUCAAUGAGAGUAACUUACUGGAAGAUGUCUUCAACUCACAAAAUACAGAUUCCUCUGAAACUUUAUUUUACAAUGUAAUUCACAAUGAGGGUUUGCUGACUGACCCUGUCGUACAGAAGUUUCUCACACAUUACCUAGACCUGAUGGAUGGUAACCCAGCUUUACAGACUAUCACGCCAGCAGAGACUGCACAGAUUCUGAAGAUGGUGCUCUUCUCUCCGACAGCAUUACACCGGCUAGCUUGUAAUGAUGAAUUCCUUCAAGUUAUCAUUCCUGAGACAAGUAGUAAUGAGUCAUACAUCGCUGAUGCCAAGAGUCGUCUGUGUAAUAUGAGUAAGGAACAACUGUCAAAUCUCUCUGUGCUUCUCAAAAAGGAGAUCGAUGACCAGGAGGUCAUCAACGCUUUACAACUUCAUACAGUCAACUUGACAUCUCUAGAAACUAAAGUGAAGACAUUUAUGAAGGAGCUCCAGAAGUUUUACCAGUUCCAAGAGAGUCUAUAUGAGAUGAGUGUAUUUGCGGAGACCCUUCCCCAGGAUGCCUGCGAUGGAGUUAACCUGACCACUCCUUCCAGCCCUGUCAAUGUCACAGUCACCGCAGGGUUACCUGGAAACAUUACAGCAGCAACAGUAGUAGAGGAUGGAGAUGAGGAUGAUGAUGAUGACGCUGAAAAAAAAGAUAAGGACGACCAACUGACGAAAAAGCCACCUAACAAGUUUGCGGGAUUUCUGCACCUGUGGAAUAGAAUGCAGAGAACGUUUUGUGGUAGACAACCAAAGGAAGUACCCAAAAAACGCAUGGAGCGAGACAUAAAACACCUGAAUCUAGAUGACCUUGGAAUAUCAAGGGCGCAACAGGACAACCUGAAAAUCCUGGUCCAUGUUCUGUAUAGUAAUCCUAAAGUGCUGUAUGCCCCUAACAACACUGCAGCAGACAAGAUCAUCAAGAAGGCUAAUGAGUCUUUUGCCUUGAUGGAUGAGAUCAGUACGUAUGCCAGGAAAUGGCUCAACAUCUCUGGUGAGCUGAGGACCUACCUAAUGGAGAACACCACAGCUUACAACCUAGCCUCCAUUAAAGAGAUGCAUAGACAACUUAAGAACAACCAAGGCAUGUUUUCCUUACUACGUGGAGUGAAGGGCGUUCAACAGUUCCUUAAUAGUUCCAUACCGGAUAUUUCAUUCUUCCUUCACGAACUGGACAAUAUAGACAAUGCAGCAUGUGGCUGGCUCAAUACACUUGCAGGGAUUAACCUUAAUGUGUUCCGAGGGUUUCGUACAGAGGAAGAUCUCGUGGAUUAUUUCCUUACUAAGGCUUAUUCUGAAAAUGUCACUACUGUUGCAGGGUUGAUAUUUGAGAACUUUCAGAAAGGUAAAGGUCUUCCUCCUCAUGUCACAUACAAGAUUCGACAAAAUGCUACCUUCACACCAACUACUAAGUACGUACGGAAUCGCUACUGGUAUCCAGGGCCAGGAUCCUGGCAACACACCUACUACCAGUUUGGCUUUGUUUGGAUACAGGACAUCAUUGAACGUGCCAUCAUUGACGUACAAGUUGGUCGAGAUGUAGUGGAGCCUGGCAGUUACGUCACACAGUUUCCCCACUCCUGUUAUAAAUAUGAUGAAUUUGUGUUUAUGAUAGAACAUGUGAUGCCACUGUGUCUGACUAUUUCCUGGGUCUACUCCGUUGCUAUGCUGGUGCAGAACAUUGUGUAUGAGAAAGAACAAAGACUAAAGGAGGUGAUGAGGAUGAUGGGUCUAAGCAACGCUGUCCAUUGGUGUGCGUGGUUUACCAUGACCUUCAUACAGAUGACCAUCACUAUGGGCCUACUGACUGUCAUGCUCAAGGUGGGAAAUGUUCUGGCCCAUAGUAAUCCUUGGAUCGUGUUCACUACUCUGGAAGUGUUUGCUGUUGUCACCAUAGCGUUUUCGUUCUUGGUGAGCACAUUCUACUCUAAAGCCAAGGUGGCAGCAGCUUGUGCUGGUAUUGUGUACUUCCUCACUUAUGUGCCCUACAUGUAUGUGGCUAUCAGGGAGGAUGUGGCAGGGGACCAGAUCUCGGCGGUCAUCAAGUCUCUCGUGUCUCUGUUUUCUACAACUGCUUUUGGUCUAAGUGGGAAGUACUUUGCAUUCUACGAGGAGGAGGGAGUUGGAGUUCAGUGGGACAACAUCCAUCUGUCCCCUGUUGAAAAUGAUGAGUACAGCUUGCUCACAUCAGUACUCAUGAUGAUACUCGACUCAUUCUUGUACUCACUUUUGGCUUGGUACAUAGAGAAUGUAUUUCCAGGAUCUUACGGCCUGCCUCGACCCUGGUAUUUCCUGUUUUCCAAGACCUACUGGUGUGCAGGAUCUACAAAGGUGCAGGAAAUGGACUGUGGCAACAUUCUGGACAUGUGUCGUCGUAACAAUGGUUACAGCUCAAUGCUAGAGGACCAGGCAUGUGCACUGGACCAUAGGGAUGCAGAGUAUGCUAGAAAGUUUGAAGCAGAACCUACACAUCUUCCUCAGGGUGUACACAUAGAGAACCUUACAAAGAUUUACAAGACUGGAAAAAAACUAGCUGUAAAAAAUUUGACAUUAAGUUUCUAUGAGGGACAGAUAACAUCAUUUCUGGGCCACAAUGGGGCAGGGAAAACAACAACUAUGUCGAUUCUGACAGGGCUGUUUCCUCCCACAUCUGGAUAUGCACUGAUUUAUGACAAUGACAUCCGUACUGACAUGGAUCUAAUCCGACAGAGCCUGGGAAUGUGUCCCCAACACAAUGUCCUCUUUGACAAACUGACAGUACAAGAACACCUCUGGUUCUAUGCUCGACUCAAGGGUAUGAAGAUGGAGGACAUCAAACCUGAAAUGGAAACGAUGAUAGAGGAUAUAGGCCUGCCUAAGAAACGUCACUGCCGUGUUGACUGUCUGUCUGGUGGUAUGCAGAGGAAGCUGUCUGUAGGCAUUGCCUUUGUGGGUGGGUCUCACACUGUCAUUCUGGAUGAACCAACAGCUGGUGUGGAUCCUUAUGCCAGGCGAGCCAUCUGGGACCUUUUGGUGAAAUACAAACAUGGAAGAACAAUUCUGCUGUCGACACAUCACAUGGACGAGGCAGACAUUCUGGGUGACCGUAUUGCCAUCAUCUCUAAUGGAGAACUCAAAUGUUGUGGCUCCUCCCUGUUCUUGAAAAACACGUUUGGAGAGGGGUACCAUUUGAAUCUUGUUAAGUCAGAAACAGAGGAAGACAUCCAAAGUCUAGAGAUCAGGGACAGUGAUAUCCAUAACAAUAGGAAAUCUUUUGUCAGCAAAUGUAAGGAGGCAAAAGUCACAGAGUUUAUCAAAAAACAUGUAUCAACAGCAUUUUUGAAGUCGGAAACCAUUCGAGAGCUGCAUUACAUACUUCCUUUUGAGGAAGCAAAGAAAGGAAAUUUUGAGAAACUUUUUAAUGCCCUAGAUACUAGUAUUGGUCAGCUUCAUGUCUCUAGUUAUGGCGUCAUGGAUACAAAUUUGGAGGAAGUUUUCCUGAAGGUCACAGAGGCAGCCUUACAGGAGGAAGAUGCCAAAAAUGCAAACAAAAAUGAUAACAGUCCAAUAGACAGUGAUAAUCACAGUAAUGAAUCGGACCAGUCCGUACCAAGGACACAAGCUACUUCAGUCAGUGAUAUAGACCACGAGGUGGAACUGGGGAACAUGGCUGAUCUUAGGAGAAAUGACAGCGAUGAAUCUCUGAUUGAACAUUUACAAGAGCUUGAUGCAAAUGGCUACUCUCAACUUCUCCAACAUGAUGACGGACCAAAACAGACUAUCAUUAACUGCAAUGGCCAGGGGACCUUUCGCCUCAGUAAGAAAUGGUUGCGUCUGAAUCAGCUUAGAGCUGUCCUUAUAAAACGCUUUCACUACAUCACACGGAACUACAAGGGGCUAUUUUCUCAGAUAAUACUGCCAGCUUUGUUUGUGUCAGUUGCCAUGACUGUAGCCUUGUCUGCUCCAAAGGUGAAGGACCCACCACCAAUAGAAUUGAGUCCUUCACAAUAUUUCAAUGUCACUCAGCCAAGAGGAAAUUAUAUUCCUUACACAAAUGAAAACCCGAUGGUCACAAACUAUUCUGUUUCUUUGGAUGCAGGUCCUUUAGAAUUGAUGAGAACAUUUCAUUUGGCAUCUGGUGUGGGUGCAACAUGUGUGUUGAAAUCCUCACAUGGGCACACAUUUGACUUUCCCAAUCCCAGCAACAUCACUGCCAAUCAGAAACAGUUUGAGUUGCUGUACCGAUAUUACGAGACUCAGUGUGGGAAGGUGUUUGUGUCAGGGAUUCACAUACAGAGCUAUGUCCCACCAGUACAGAUCAUGAAUAACCAGGACAAGUUAGAAGACAAUGACACCAUUCCUUCUCCAGAAAGCCCAUCAGAGGAGAUUAAAUACUACCCCACCUGUCACUGUGCCCGAGAUAAAUCUGGUUUUGUGUGCCCAGGAUCCAGUACAUUUUCACAGCCACCAGAGUUCCAGGUUGUGACCAGGGACAAAGUACAGAACAUCACAGGGUCUAACACUGAGAAAUUCCUUCUGUAUACCCAGGAUGCCCUGUAUAGACUACACAGAUAUGGAGCAUUUUCAUUUGGUAUGGAGAGUAAUGUGGUUCCUGAAGGUUUUGGAAAUUCUGCCCCGACAAUGUUUAGGAAGUUUGCUGUGCGUCGAGUAGCUAAGGCUUGGUACAAUCACAAAGGCUACCAUGCUAUGCCUGUCUUCCUUAACACUCUUAAUAAUGCGAUUUUGAGAGCAAACCUCCCUAAGUCUAAAGGGCAUCCAGCUGCAUAUGGUAUAACCGUGAUUAAUCAUCCCUUGAAUCAGACCAACAAUAAGCUAAAUAAAGACUAUAUUCUCCAGGGGUCGGAUGUUCUCAUCUCUAUCUUCAUCAUUGUUGCCAUGUCGUUUGUGCCAGCCAGUUUUGUUGUGUUCCUGGUGUAUGAGCGUUCUAUAAAGGCCAAACACCUACAGUUUGUUAGUGGUAUUGACACUGUCAUGUACUGGCUGGGAAACUACCUUUGGGAUAUGUGUAACUAUACUAUCCCGGCAUUUUGUAUCAUCAUGAUACUCCAGAUAUUCCACAUACCAGCAUACACUUCCCCACAGAACAUGCCAGCAGUGGUGUCACUCUUUCUUCUAUAUGGAUGGUCCAUCACACCAGUGAUGUAUCCAGCCUCAUUCCUGUUCAAAGAACCAAGUACUGCCUACAUCUGUCUCAUCGUCAUCAACCUCUUCACAGGCAUUACCUGCAUCGUCUGCAGUUUCUUGCUGGAAAUCUUUUCUUAUGACAAGGACUUGAACAGAGUGCAUCUUAUCCUAAAGGACGUCUUCCUUAUGUUUCCCAACUACUGCCUUGGAAGAGGGUUGAUGGACAUUGCAUUCAACGAAUACAAAAACGAAUUUUUCUUUAAAACAGGACAGUAUGACCAGAUCAAAAGCCCUUUUACAUGGGAGCUGACCUCCAGGAACCUGGUGGCAAUGGCCAUAGUUGGAAUAAGCUUCUUCCUUCUCACUUUGCUUUUCGAAUUUAAGUUUUUCAUCAAAAGUAGCUACAGGCAAAACACUCACUCAAUGUCUAGUCUGUCAGAUGAAGAUGUAGAUGUUGCUACGGAAAGGAAGCGCUUGUUACGGGGAAGUGGUCGUUAUGACCUCAUCCGAUUGGAGAAUUUGACAAAGGUGUAUAAAACAAGGAAAUUAGGGCGCCACCUAGCAGUAGAUAGAUUAUGUCUUGGAGUACCUUCAGGAGAGUGUUUUGGACUGUUAGGAGUGAAUGGAGCAGGGAAAACAACAACAUUUAAAAUGUUGACUGGUGACAUACAGCCAACAAGUGGAGAUGCCUAUCUCAACAGGGACAGUGUGCGUAAAGACAUGUUGUCUGUACAACAAAAGAUUGGUUAUUGUCCACAAUUUGAUGCCUUGUUUGACGAGUUGACGGCGAGGGAACAUAUUCAGCUGUAUGCCAGACUGCGGGGAAUACCACCAAAUGAAGAAAAACAAGUUGUCGAAUGGGCGCUGAACAAACUUGGCCUUACACAGUAUGCCGACAAAACGUCUGGAACGUACAGCGGAGGUAACAAAAGAAAGCUGUCCACUGCCAUAGCACUGAUAGGCCAUCCACCAGUAAUCUUCAUGGAUGAGCCCACCACAGGUAUGGACCCUCAUUCUCGUCGGUUCCUUUGGGACCUCAUUCUCAGCCUUGUACGAGACGGACGAAGCAUUAUUCUUACGUCUCACAGUAUGGAGGAGUGUGAGGUCCUGUGCUCUAGGUUGGCUAUCAUGGUGAACGGCCAAUUUAAGUGCCUGGGAAGUGCACAACACCUGAAAAGCAGAUAUGGAGAUGGUUACACUUUUAGCAUCAGAUUAAAGGGACCAGAUUUUGACCACUCCAGUGAAGUAGUACAGAGAUUUGUAGACAGAAGCUUUCCUGGGGCUUUGUUAAAGGAGCACCAUUAUAACCUACUACAGUAUGAGUUGCGGAAUCAGAGUGUUUCCUUGGCUCAACUUUUUAAUAAAUUGGAGGAGGCUCAGAAAGACCUUGAUAUAGAGGACUACUCUGUUAGUCAAAACACGUUGGACAAUGUUUUCAUUAACUUCGUUAAGAAACAGGUAGAGAUUGUGGAAGAAAACAGUCAUCUCAGUAAAGAGGAAGAUGACUGUCCAAUGAUCUCACUAGAUGGACAGGACCAUGGACUUGGAAUAGAUUCAGAUGAAGAUGAUGCAACUUUCAGAAUAAACGAGUCAGGUACUCACCUCUCACUUCUGAACAUGGAGACCUGACAGUUGUAUGAGAAGUUCAGUCAGUGACACAAAUCAUCUGCUCAACUUUGAUCUCAGUGGCUUUCCUGGCUGCAUUUGUGACAUUAUUCUCAGGCAUGGUGUCAUCACUUUUACUAAACAAAGUAUUUAUUUAUCUUCGUGGCUUGCUCAAUGAAUCAGUAAAACUGUUACAAAUCUAAAGCACAGAUAUAAUGUAAUAAAAACUGUUUGUCAGUGAGCUCUACACACUACAUUCAUGUGAUCUCAAUUUCAUUGAAUAAAUUGAGCUUUUAUAGAUUUUUUUUUCCUGUACAAUUUCUCACAAAUUCCAUAGACUAUUGCCAAGCUUUAUACAUACGUUAGGUAUUCUAUUAUUUUAUAUUUAGAUUGUUACUAGAUAAACAGUUCAGGCGCUAUGGUGUACAAUGAGAAAGCCAGUUUUCUUAGUUGUGUAUAAGGGAGUGGUUAAAUUUAAUUACAUCACUGUGUACAAUGUACAGACCCAAAACCCUCAUUACCAUAGUGACAGGGUUUGUUUGAAAUGUCUCAUUAAUUUGUUCAUGUGUAACUUAAUUGUUAGCAGUUAAGUAGUGAAAGGGUUAGUUGUCAGUUUACACAGAUUACUCUGACACAAGACAAAAUUUGUAAUGGGUUACUGUUACAAUUGUAAAUUUUUAUUAAUGUGUAGCAGAAUUUCUAGGAUAGUUAGACAUACAGAAAGUAUAUUUUUACAUUAACAUGUUUAGAUAUUGAUGAAUCGUACCAGUUGUUUAGGGUUGAAAAUCCAAAAGUUCAUGUUUGUUUUUGUUAAAUUCUCAUGCAAUAUACACAUGUAUAUGUUAUUUGCAGUAUUGUAGAAACUUGAGCCAUGUAAUAUAGAGUAUAUCAUAAUUUUUCUUACAAAAGUCCCAGAUAUCUUGUGAAAGUUUGAUACUUCUUUAAUAAGUAAUGUCUGUGAUUUGUGUUAGAUUAUUAUGCCUUCAUAUAUUAUUUUCCCUAUUUUUUCCCCUUUACAUUCAAAAUUUCUAAACAAACUGAUUUCAUGUUGAAAGAUAUAUUAACUACCUAUAAAGUGUCUGUUAAUUAGUGCUCGAUUAUCAUUUUUUAUUUUUUUCCUGAUCUGCAUAAUCCUGAACUCUGACAUACUUUGUGAUAAGCUGAGGUGUCCAACAACUUGUAGAAAAAAAUCUGUAAUUUUUAUUCUGUUCUAUUUAUCUCCCUUUAAUUUACCCUUGUUAAGAUAAUCCUUCAUAUUCCUUAAACUUUCAACUAGUCAGUAAAUUACGAUUAUAUACUAUCAUAAAAAGUAGCUGUGAUUUGUUAGAUUAUCUCCCUUGUUAAUUCCAAACUCUUGUUAGCUAGUGAUGUACAUAACAAAUAUAUCUGUAAUUUGUUAUUUGCUUUCUUUUGAAAGACAUAUUGUAGGUUUCGCUGACAAGGACCAGAGUUUCUCAUAAGGAAAAUUAUUAUAGAUGUUAUAGUUGGCGACAUAAUGGCACCACUCUUCAAUGACUGACCAAAGCAGAUUUCUUCUCAUAGUGUCUAGUAUCUUGAUGGUGUUUCUGAUUACUCUGAAUCCGCCAGAUUUCUUUACAUUUGUAUAAGAACUUGCAAUAAUAUACAUGUAGUUAGUUCAUAGACAUGUUGUUUUGUACUGUCUGUUUUAAUUAAGCCCUCUCUUGCUAAGAAUUGUUUUGAAUUCGUUAUGUUAUUUUAUUAUUUUGAAUACCUUAUCUGACAUUAGUGAUUAUAUAUACGGUGUAUGUAUCACAAUUUAAUGUUUUAUGUAGUAAUUUCCGUUUUAUUACUAUUAGUGAUGUUAAAGAAGAGCAGUUCUUCAACUGACCAAUUAGUGUUUUCAAACUAGUAGUGAAGUCUGAUUGUUGGUGUUAUAUUGCUGUUUUGUAUCACAAUGUUUAGAUGUUAUACUUAUCCUAUAUAUAGUGAUCUAGGCCAUCACUGUAAGGUUAUGUGAUCUGAAUUAAACGUAAGGUGCUUAAAUUGAAGAUGGUAGUAACCACAAGCUACUACUAAAGAGACUGUCAAGAAUUCAACCUUGCUGUUGAAGGGUUGAUAAACCCUGUGAAUAAACAGAUCAUUUUUUAAGUUGGGAGUGACUGAUCAACCACAGCACAAAUGAUUCAGCUUAAUCUUACACCAUGGACCUUUUUAACUGUUCUACCUACUGGUAUAGGGUAACUGAAUAAUUUCUAAAGGUCUAUUGGGUAAGUAACAAAUAAGUUGUGCUAUUGCAAAAAGUUGUAUUUGUAAUUUGUUAAUUCUCUCAUGAAGUUGUACGAUUAUUUUGCUUGACAGUCAUUUAUCAUUACAUCAUGAUUUUAACAGUUUACAUUGAAAGAUGUGAAACUAAAAAGAUCAGCUUUUUAAAAAUCAAAGUGAUCCUAUCUGUUGUUGUUCAAAAUGUUUUACUUAUUUAUUAUAUAAUUUGUUAUCUAUAUGUCACGGUAUCCAACUUUUAAAUUUGAAGAAAUAUCGUUGAUAUUGCAUGUCAGUUGAAACGUAUGUUUUACUGGUGUACUAAUGUUUGUGAUGGCAACUCUUAAGUUAUUCAUUGUCAGCAUAAAAUUAACUUGUAGAAGUCCCUAAAUAAUGUUUGGAGACGGACUGGUUUUCUUCCGCAACAGCCAUUAUCUUGUCUAAAUGUUUAUAUUGCCUGAUUGUGUACGUAGACGAUUUAUGACAUGCAUGAUGAACAUUGUUACAAAUUCUGUUUCUUGUUCAGAAGACAAGAAGUUUCUAGAGUUGCUUCUGAUUGGUAAAAUUUCCUGUCUUAUCCUAUUUCCAUCUUACUUGGUGUUUUAGUGUAUUAUAUUGUCCUUGCAAGCAUUAACUUCUAUAAGCAUAAUGUAUCCACAUGAGGGGUAGUUUAGGAGAUAUUAACCACUUUGUUCAUAUUCCAGCAUUUCAGAUUUGUGUGAUCCAUUUUGUAGUUAUUUAACCCCAGUAUUUCUCCAUCCCUUUGAUAUCAUUCAAGACAAACUUACUUUUUAUGCAAUGUUUUUAUGCAUGAUGUUGCUUUGACUUAAUUUAUUCACAAGUUGUUUCCCCAUGGGUUAAGAUGCCUCAUCUUGCUUGGAGAAGAAAGAUUCCUAUGGACACCGUGGUAAAAAUAGAUCUAUCCGAAAGCAGUAAUGACAGAAAAGGAUGAAGGCUGUAUUACAAAGGUGUCAAUAUAAAUGUAUGGGGAACUUUUCAAUUUUGCUUUUGUUUGGCUUCUGAAAUAAAGGAAAUAAUUGAAUCAUUUUGGCCGGUAAGAAUAGUUCUAACAUCAGAUCUUAGUCCCUGCAGGAGUGAUACAUGGUAGUUCACAUUAGUGAUUCCUCUAGUCAGCAUUUUUUUUAAUUUAGUUUCAUUUUUUUCAUUUUACUAUUAUUUCACCAUUCUGUCCUCUGCUUACCUCAACUCCCUGUUACUCUAUAGUUUCAGACCGGUGAACUGAAAUAUCAUGCAUUCCACACAAAUUGUUGUACAGAAUUGGACUUCUGUUGUUCAAACUACAUGUUGUAAUUUAUUUUAUUUCCUAACAAGAUAUUGUAAUUUGCUCAAGUCUAGAAAACUAGAAUAUAUUCCAGAAUCAAUGUCUAGUGCUUGUGUAUUUGCAAAUGUCUUAAUUGUUGAUAAAAACAUGACAGCUUAUGUUGAUAUAUUUCUAUGAAGUGAUCAUUCUGUGCCGUGUUCUUUAUCAUCAUAAUACCCUUGAUGUUUCUUUCCGAACAUUUUUCUUUUGUAAUUUCGUGUUUUAUCGUUAAUAUUUCAGGUCUCAUAGUAUACCUUUUUCAAUGUCAUUAAGUGACCUAGUAGAGCACUUUGCCUUAUCAGCUAUUCUAGAUAGCAUUUUACGUAUUCAUCUUGAAAUAUUUAUACAUUUUCUUCAUCUUUUUGAGAAUAGUUCACAAUAUUUUUUCAUUCGAGAGAACUAUAUUCUGGUUUGUUGCAAGGUCAUGCACAAUGAUCUGCUAGGGAAGGUGCUGAAAUAAAAUGUGAUUGGAAUUCUAGAAA
This is a messenger RNA of Ylistrum balloti, 11475 nucleotides long. Its product is annotated as ATP-binding cassette sub-family A member 2-like. Lineage: Eukaryota; Metazoa; Mollusca; Bivalvia; Pectinida; Pectinidae. Gene Ontology annotation, molecular function: lipid carrier activity; ATP hydrolysis activity; ATP binding. Gene Ontology annotation, biological process: transmembrane transport; lipid transport. The record is from RefSeq and is a predicted model, not a curated record. Bases 1 to 7476 code for a protein of 2491 amino acids. Gene Ontology annotation, cellular component: membrane; intracellular membrane-bounded organelle. The transcript has 48 exons.